Molecule: messenger RNA, 6610 nt
Organism: Phodopus roborovskii (desert hamster)
Lineage: Eukaryota; Metazoa; Chordata; Mammalia; Rodentia; Cricetidae
Gene: Mn1
Product: MN1 proto-oncogene, transcriptional regulator
Exons: 2
Coding region: 453-4328 (1291 amino acids)
Biological process (GO): regulation of DNA-templated transcription
Source: RefSeq, a predicted model, not a curated record
GGGUCAGGGGAGGGACCAAGGGGCUCCCCUACGGACCCAGCCGCUGCGCCGCGGACUCUAGAAGGUGAUCAUUCCGCUCUCCCGCCCCUCCCCCCCCCCCCCCCACUUAACUUUUUUGUCUCAGCUCGUCGGCCGCCAGGUCUCCUCUCGGCAUAUCCAUCCCCGGCUGUGCCAUCCGCUCGGGGCAUGGGCCCCCCGACAAGGCUCCAGGAGGCGCCGCGGCCUCGCAAGACGUGAGAGGCCCGCUUUGGUAGAUCCCGAGGUUCCGGAGAGCAGCGGAGAGCUCCCAGCCAGCGCCCGCGCGCCCGGCCGGGUGACGGUGAGCGCUGCGCCCUGCGCGGUGCAGAAGGUCCCGGAGCGCCGGAGCCGCUGCUGAAGCGAGUAGCUGGCCCGAGGCGCGCGGCGGAGCAGGCUGUCAUGCCCUAUUGAUCCCCCCCUUACCCCCGCCAAGUAUGUUUGGGCUGGACCAGUUCGAGCCCCAGAUCAACAGCCGGCACGCUGGCCAGGGCGAGGGGAACUUUAAUGAAGCCGGACUGAACAUGAACGCCCACUUUAAGGCUCCUGCUUUCCACGCCGGGCCCCCUCCUGGCCCUGUGGACCCUGCCAUAAGCGCUCUGGGUGAACCCCCGAUCUUGGGUUUGAACAUGGAGCCCUAUGGCUUUCACGCGCGCGGCCACUCCGAGCUGCACGCCGGGGGACUGCAGGCGCAGCCUGUGCAUGGCUUCUUCGGUGGCCAACAGCCUCACCACAGCCAUCCCGGAGGACACCACCCGCACCAGCAUCACCCUCAUUUCGGGGGCAACUUCGGUGGUCCGGACCCAGGUGCCUCGUGUCUGCACGGGGGCCGGCUGCUUGGCUACGGAGGUGCAGCGGGCGGCCUGGGCAACCAGCCGCCCUUCGCAGAGAGUUAUGAGCACAUGGCGGAGAGCCAGGGGCCGGAGGGCUUCGGCCCGCAGCGGCCUGGAAACCUCCCGGACUUCCAUAGUUCGGGCACCUCAGGCCACGCGGUGCCUGCCCCGUGCCUGCCUCUGGACCAGAGCCCUAACCGGGCUGCCUCUUUCCAUGGCCUGCCCGCCUCCAGCGGCUCGGAUUCUCACAGUCUGGAGCCCCGGAGGGUGACGAACCAAGGAGCUGUAGACUCUCUGGAAUACAAUUACCCGGGCGAGCCGCCCUCAGGACAUUUUGACAUGUUUUCUCCCUCUGAAUCUGAAGGGCAGUUGCCACAUUAUACGGCGGGUCGCCAGGUUCCCGGGAGCGCUUUCCCGGGUGCUUCGGCCAUGCCCAGAGCCGCAGGCAUGGUGGGUUUGUCCAAAAUGCACGGCCAGCCACCGCAACCGCCGCCACAACAGCAGCAACCUCAGCACGGAGUGUUCUUCGAGAGGUUUGGCGGGGCCCGAAAGAUGCCUGUGGGUCUGGAGCCUGCAGUGGGUUCCCGGCACCCAUUAAUGCAGCCUCCCCAGCAGGCCCCACCACCCCCGCAGCAACAGCCCCCGCAGCAGCAGCAGCCGCCACCAGGGCUUCUGGUCCGACAAAAUUCUUGCCCUCCUGCCGUCCCUCGGUCCCAGCAGGGCGAGGCUGGCACACCCAGCGGCGGCCUGCAGGACGGGGGCCCCAUGCUGCCUGGUCAGCACGCGCAGUUCGAGUACCCCAUCCACCGGCUAGAGAACCGGAGCAUGCACCCAUAUUCCGAGCCUGUUUUCAGCAUGCAGCACCCCCCUCCGCAGCAGGCACCCAACCAGAGGCUGCAGCAUUUCGAUGCGCCCCCCUACAUGAACGUGGCCAAGAGGCCGCGCUUUGACUUCCCCGGCAGCGCAGGCGUGGACCGUUGCGCCUCGUGGAAUGGCAGCAUGCAUAACGGCGCCCUGGACAACCAACUUUCUCCCUCUGCCUACCCAGGCCUCCCAGGCGAGUUCACACCGCCUGUGCCGGACAGCUUCCCCUCAGGACCGCCCUUGCAGCACCCGGGUCCGGACCACCAGUCUCUGCAGCAGCAACAGCAGCAGCAACAGCAACAACAGCAGCAGCAGCAGCAGCAGCAGCAACGCCAGAAUGCGGCCCUCAUAAUUAAACAGAUGGCGUCUCGGAACCAGCAGCAGCGGUUGCGACAGCCUAACCUGGCCCAGCUAGGCCAUCCCGGGGACGUGGGCCAGGGCGGCCUGGUCCAUGGAGGUUCGGUGAGCGGCAUGGCCCAGACGAACUUUGAACGGGAAGGCAGCAGCGCGGGUGCAGGGCGCCUGGGCGGCUUCGAGCAGCAGGCGCCCCACCUGGCGCAGGAGAGCGCGUGGUUCCAGGGUCCACACCCGCCCGGAGACCUGCUGCCCCGGAGGAUGGGAGGUGCGGGGUUGCCGGCAGACUGUGGCCCGCACGACCCUGGCCUGGCGCCUCCCCCUGCUCCGGGUAGCUCAGGGGUGCUAUUUCGAGGCUCUCUACAGGAGCCUCUGAGGAUGCCGGGGGAAGGCCACGUGCCUGCGCUGGCUUCGCCGGGGCUGCAGUUUGGGGGCAGCUUGGCCAGCCUAGGCCAGUUGCAAUCGCCUGGGGCCGGUGUGGGGCUGCCCAACGCUCCGUCGGAGCGGCGGCCUCCGCCUCCGGACUUCCCUGCACCAGCUCUCGGGGGCCAGCCCGGCUUUCCAUUUGGCUCAGGGAGCCGGCAGGCCACUCCACACAGCGCUCCAGGCGUGAACUCGCCCCCGAAUGCGGGCUCGGGUAGCGGCAGCUCCGGCGCUGGCGGGGGAGCUUACCCGCCACAGCCGGAUUUCCAGCCCAGCCAGCGUAACUCGGCCAGUAAACUGGGCGCGCUGUCGUUGGGGUCCUUCAACAAGCCCAGCUCCAAGGACAACCUGUUCGGCCAGAGCUGCCUGGCUGCUCUCUCCACCGCUUGCCAGAACAUGAUCGCCAGCCUGGGUGCCCCCAACCUCAACGUGACUUUUAAUAAGAAGAACCCACCCGAGGGGAAGAGGAAACUGAGCCAGAACGAGCCCGAUAGCGCGGCCACAGCCGGCAACCCGGGCUCGGAUUACUUCCCUGGAGGGACUACUGGGGCCCCUGGACCCGGAGGCCCUUCCGGGGCCAGUGGUGGCGGUUCCAAAUCCUCAGGGCCGCCUAACCCACCCAUCCAGGGGGAUGGCACCAGUCUCUCCCCCAAUUAUACCCUGGAAUCAACAUCGGGGAACGAUGGCAAGCCUGUCCCUGGGGGCGGUGGCAGGGGAAGGGGACGCAGAAAAAGGGACAGUGGUCACGUGAGCCCUGGGACCUUCUUUGACAAGUACUCCACAGCUCCUGACAGUGGGGGAGCACCAGGGGUGAGCCCUGGGCAGCAGCAGGCACCUAGCUCGGCUGCUGGGGGAAGCUCAGUGAACGAGGCCCGCGGGCCCACGCCCCACGAGAAGGCCCUCACAUCACCUUCUUGGGGAAAGGGAGCCGAGUUGCUCCUUGGGGACCAGCCGGACCUAAUGGCGUCCCUGGACAGCACAGCCAAAUCGGAUGGUAGUUCCCCACACGUGGGUGAGUUCGCUUCUGACGAGGUGAGCACAAGUUAUGCGAACGAGGACGAAGUGUCCUCUAGUUCUGACAACACUACAGCCCUGGCCAAAGCCAGCCGAAGCCCCCUAGUGACCAGCUCACCCAAACUCCCUCCUCGAGGGGUGGGUGCUGGUGAACACGCACCGAAGGCCUCUGCGCUCAGCCUGGGUAUCCUGUCUACCUCUACCUCGACCCCUGACAGCUAUGGUGGGGGCGUGGGCACCGGCCACCCUGGCACUCCAGGCUUGGAGCAGGUCCGGACCCCAACAAGCAGCAGCGGUGCGCCGCCCCCCGACGAGAUCCAUCCCCUGGAGAUCCUCCAGGCCCAGAUCCAGCUGCAGAGACAGCAGUUCAGCAUCUCGGAGGACCAGCCCCUGGGGCUCAAGGGUGGCAAAAAGGUUGAGUGUGCAGUAGGGGCCUCAGGAGCACAGAAUGGUGACAGCGAGCUGGGCAGCUGCUGCUCUGAGGCUGUCAAGAGCGCCAUGAGCACCAUCGACCUGGAUUCUCUGAUGGCAGAACACAGCACCACCUGGUACAUGCCCCCUGACAAGGCCCUGGUGGACGGUGGAGAUGAGGACAAGACGCUGGCGCCCUGGGAGAAGGCCAAGCCCCAGAACCCCAACAACAAAGAAGCCCAUGACCUCCCCACCAACAAGGCCUCCGCCACCCAGCCUGGCAGCCACCUGCAGUGCCUGACAGUCCACUGCACAGAUGGAGACCCCAAGGCCCGCGCCUCCGUACCCACCUGGCGGUCUCUGCACUCCGACAUCUCCAACCGAUUCGGGACAUUUGUGGCCGCCCUGACUUGAGCCAGUGGGAGCCCCUGCCCUACCCACGGCGAGGGCCUCUGUGGCUGAGCAGACUUAAGUUUGUUUGUUUUGUUUUUUUUUUUUUUUGGUCUAGGUUGGUAACUGCUUGGUGGCGCUUGGAAUGGAAAGGGUUCAUUUGCAAGGGGCUGGGGAAGGUGAUAAAAAGGAACCUCAAAAAAUUAUUUUAAAGGAGCCAUGUGCCACAUUGUGACACCAGCGUCAGUCCUCAGCCAACAGCAAACGCUGGCUCAAGCCGUUUUCCUGCUAGAGAACCCCCUGUUUUCUGUACUUGGAGAGUGUUCUAGAAGGCCCUUGCCUCGUUUAAGCCCAGGUGGGGUUACCCCUUUUUCUUAUUCCCUUUGAUCCUUUCCCCAUCCCCCUUCUUAUUCUCCUUUGCUUUGUUCAUCGCCUACUAAGAUGGAGGUCUUGGAGAGUAGUGUUCUGGAGUAUUCCCAGGUGGAAGCCACAGGGUCAUCGCAGUGUUGGCUACUCUCAUUUUCACCAGUUAGGAGACAAGACAACGGGCAGCUCAAGGAACUGCCAGGGACUGAGUUUUCUCCGUUCCCUGAGAACUUGGAGAGGCCCUUAGCCUUCAGCUAGCUUCCAUUCCUGCCCCUGCAACUGUCUGUCUGGUCCCUCCUGGGUUGCGUGCAUGCCUGCAGAGUGCUGGGAGGAAGCCAGCCAGGGCCAAGAACUCCCUUCUCCUUCACCGACUUCACCACUGCACACCCUGCCUUUCUCUGUGCUGAGCAGGAUGGCCUUGUGACCCUCAAAGGGGACAGGGGAGGGGUGGUGGUGCCUGGCUGGCCCACUCUAAGGGACUGCGUCCCAGGAGAAGGGAUUAAGGUAGCCAGACUCAGGCUGAGAUACUCUCUUUGAUCCUGCAGUUCCCUCACAAGGAUAGGCGGGAAGGAAAAUAAAAUGGAUGGCUUCAUGAUGUCCGUUGCUGGGCCUCAUGCUCCCUUCGUGGGGCAUCUCCUGCCAUUUUGAUUUCGUUUCAUUUUGAUUUAAAAGCAGAGCCCUGUCCGAUAUGUCCCCUGGGAGAGGCCCUCCCCACUCCCCACCCCCAAGCAGAGAGGAGCAGAGGUUUCGGUGCUGAUGGAGACAACACCUUGGGUGUGGUCUAUAACCUACCGACUUGUGUGGCCCACUGCUGUGGGGCUACCCAUCCCUGGGAGGGUCAAGCCAGAGCCAACCCUCCUGAUUCAGCUCAGUUUUCCUUGUUAGCAUGUCUUCCCAAUUGUUCCUUUCUGAGCCCCCACCCCAACUCGACAGGCUCCUUUCCUUUCCUUAGCAAGAGGCCCGAAGGCUCGGGGCUCUCCAGACACCCAAAUGGUUUGUGUCAAGGGACUCUCAACCGUGGGAGCCACUUGUCCAACGCUGGCUCUCUACCUCGUGUCCUGCUCCUCCUCUGAGGUCUGAGACCCCGGGGUCUGCACUUGUUGCCCUGGCGAUGUGUUGGGGCUCAGCGGGCAGACAGAAACAGGUGACAUGGGCUGGUGAGCAGGAUGGGCCCUCUGUUCUAUGCCCAGAGCAGUGACGGGAUGACUUCUCCCUUCUCCACGGGCCACAGGAGCAUCCUCCAGGCUUUGGUCCGGACUCCACAUUCACCCUGAGAGUUUGUGACGUUUAGCUGUCUCAGAGAGCCAGACAGUUCCUUUCACUUCCCACACAAGAAUGACUUCUCCUUCACUGCUUAAGGCUGGGGAAUGAGUGUCCUAACGUCCAUCAGCAUCAAGUCCACAGGCAGCCACCAGCGCAGCGUGUGUGGCUCAGGCCACCUCCAGCCCCCCCCCCCCAUCUGUCCAGUGUUAUCACGUUCUCGCUCCCCGCCGCCCCAGGGUGAAACAGCUUUUUAAAAUAGCCUUAAGCAAAAGGAUGUCGUGUCAUUAAAUUUUGGUUUAGUGGAAAGGAUAAAAGUGGAAGAGAAACCACGCCCAAAGCUCAAGAGCCCGGGAACAGUGUAAUCAGUAUGCAGCCAACUCCAGUAGAGAGAAGAAAAUCACUAUUGCACAUGUAAAAUAUGAACCCUUAACCCUGCGGUGCAGUGCGCGAGCCUGUAAGCUUUUUUUUUCUUUUUUCUUUUUUUUUUUUUUUUGACUCUUCUGAAAUGCUUGGUUGGAAGACAGUGACUAUAGCUCAUGAAACUGAGUGGUAUUUUUCUUUCUUUUUUUAAAAAAAAAAUAUGUAAAGUUGAGUCUUCCGUAUUCACGCAUAACUGUAUAUACGUGUAUAUGUUUUGCUGAACGGCUUAAAGAACAAUAAAUACGACGUUAAUGGUG